AUGGACAUCAGAAAAUUUUUUGUUUUAAAAAGAAAGAAACCUGAAGGAGCAAGCAGUGACAGCGAUGAUUCCGUGGGUGACCUGGCGAGACCUAGCACAUCCAAAGAACCGAACUUAGUUCCCGACUCUUCGAUAAAUGACUGCAACGAAAAUGACAUCGGUAAAUUUAUUGGACAAGCAUCAAUGUUAUCGACUGAAAUGAAGAAAGAAUUGCUUGAAAACACUUGGUCUCCGUCUGCGACGUAUGACUUUGCGGAAGACGCUAAACAUUUGAAGAGGAAAUUUAAUUAUUCAUGGUUGGAAACGUACUCUCCAUUCCAGGCACCAAAAAGGAGCCUUUUGUAA
This is a messenger RNA of Parnassius apollo (apollo), 345 nucleotides long. Lineage: Eukaryota; Metazoa; Arthropoda; Insecta; Lepidoptera; Papilionidae. The record is from the annotation of a GenBank genome assembly.